Parathielavia appendiculata is the source of this 2244-nucleotide messenger RNA. RefSeq lists its product as uncharacterized. Gene Ontology annotation, cellular component: nucleus. The transcript is spliced from 6 exons. The record is from RefSeq and is a predicted model, not a curated record. Lineage: Eukaryota; Fungi; Ascomycota; Sordariomycetes; Sordariales; Chaetomiaceae. The coding region runs from base 1 to 2244 and encodes 747 amino acids. Gene Ontology annotation, biological process: regulation of DNA-templated transcription. Gene Ontology annotation, molecular function: transcription cis-regulatory region binding; zinc ion binding; DNA-binding transcription factor activity, RNA polymerase II-specific.
AUGGAGACGGCAGAAAGUCGAGGCCAGGCCGGGCCAGCCCCCCGCGCCCCGCGCAUCUCCAACGCCUGUGAGGCAUGCCGCCUCGCCAAGGUCAAGUGCCAGGCAAGCACCCAGUUGGGAAUAUGUAAGAGAUGUCUUGAUUCCAAGCGCGAGUGCAUCUACAAGACUGGCCCCAGGACCCGGCGGCCUCGCCAACCCAAGCGGCCAUACCCAACAGCCGGCUCCACGUCCUCAUCCUCUACAACGGCACCCCCUCGCUACCCACCGUUGCCAGGACCGUCCAAGACCUUCACCAUCGACAUCCCGAUGCCCGCGGACGACGACAUCACCGACAGCUUGGAAGCCCUGCGCCUGACCCACGACAAAGCCAUCGACAUGCUGGUGCCCCACAUCUCCGAGGGCGAGGACGACGACUAUGACGAGUAUGACUACGCCCAGGAGGGAGGGGAAAUGGACUGCGACUGGCUCGACCAAGCAUCGGCAUCGGGCGCCGGUGGCUCAGUGCUCUCACAGGCUUCGUCGCUCCCCGUGGGCGCGUCCGCGCUGUCCACGCCGCCCAGCAGCGUCGUCCCUCCAGCCCAGGCUCGGGAGCAGGACCAGCCUGGCGACGGCAGCGGGAAGGGGCCCAAGUCGAGGACGCUCGCGAGCCUGAGGUUGCAGCCGCAGUUCAACCUCGACUCGGCGGGAAAGCUGCUCGAGACGUUUCGGACCGUCAUGCUGCGCCACUUUCACUGCGUUGUCGUGACGGAGGAGGACACGGUGGCGAGCAUGGCCAGGGAGAGACCGUUUGUCUUGCUGGCCUUUAGGAAGAUUCUCGGGCUCAAGUUUGUGGCCGGGGGUGAGAGGACGCUGGAGCUGCUUCAGGGGUUGGUGGUUUAUAUUGCCUGGUACCCGUUCCAUCUGCGGCCCAAGAACAAGCCAGCUGUUCAGUACAUACGCAUGGUUGUCGACAUUGUCAGCGACCUCGAGCUGGACGAGGACCCUGGCACCGAUUCGAUGGAGGUGCCCCCUACCCCGGUAAGACUCGAUCAAAUCAGGAUCUAUCUAGCAAGCUACUACCUCGCUUCAGCUUUCGCCUCCACCUGGGGCCGGUCCCCCUCUCUGACCUACACCGAAUACACCGCCCGCUGCUGCGACCUACUUCAACGCCACAGCCCGCUCCAGGGCGACCAGGUCCUAGCCUGGCAAGUCCGCCUGGAGCGCCUGAUCGAAGAGACCAACGACCUGCGCCGCACCCAACGCGGGCACUCACAGAGUGAGUACCAGAUCGGCUUCAUGAUCCGGGGCAUGGAGACGCAGCUGGCGGAGUGGGAGGCCCGCAUGCCGCCGGACAUCGCGUCGGUUCCCUCAAUCCGCAUCGGCGUCCUCUUCACGCGCGUUUUCCUCUCGGGCGCCCCGCUCCUGAAGCUGCCGUCCGUCAAGCUCCCGCCCCUGGACGCGUCGUCGGCGUUCCGCGCCGAUCCGCAGCGCCUCAUGUCGGUGGUGCCCGCGCUGCACGACAUCUACGAGUACCUCCUGUCGCUGGACCCGGCCGAGGUCAACUCGUUCAUCGGCAUCGAGUGGGGCGCCCUCAUCCUGUCUGUCAUCCUGGGCUUCCGCAUGUCCUUCCCGCUGGCCGUCUGCCCGGAGUGGGACGACCGCGCGGCGAGGGAGACGGUGAGGUUCGGCGAGUAUGUUGACCGGUUUUGCAGCAUGGGCGGCAUGCAGGACGGCGGAAGGAACGCCGCGGAUAUCAAGGCCGGCCUGGCUCAGGCGUCGUUGUCGUCGAGCGGCCCGCAGCGGAGCAUGGAUGUCCUCAGCGCGAGCAAGGUCGUUCUCGAGAUGGUCAAGACGAAGUUCACCAGGAGGGUGGCCAAGUUGGAGAAGCUAGCAGCCACUCGGCAGCAGCACCAGCAGCAGCACCAGCAGCAAGAGCAAGAGCAGGUGGCGGCGAUGCUAGCUGCAGCGGCCGGGGCGGCGCCGUACCCGGUGUCUGUACCCCACGACUCGGCCGUGGGCGGAUGUCCGAUGAUGGACGGCAGCAUGGAGCCGUACUACCAGUACUGGGACGAGACGUUUAGCAACAACGGCCUGGUUGCUCCCAGCAGCACGUUUGCUGCUGCCGUCGCAGGAGGGCAAGGAGGCGCAGAAGAAGGCUUCAGGCAGGCCGGGAUGGAUCCUGCUGGGGCCGGCCUGCCGAAUGACUUGUGGACGGCCAUGACCAUGGAGUGGGCGCAGGGGGGCGUGGGCUUGGAGGGACUGUGA